Molecule: messenger RNA, 5328 nt
Organism: Amphiprion ocellaris (clown anemonefish)
Lineage: Eukaryota; Metazoa; Chordata; Actinopteri; Pomacentridae
Exons: 8
Coding region: 2292-4967 (891 amino acids)
Source: RefSeq, a predicted model, not a curated record
UGUAAACAGCUGUAUUUUUGUUGUGUUUAUUUUUUUAUGGUUACCAUUUUUAUGUAUUGAUUUGGAAAUUUGUGGCCCUCCAGUAUCUCUGUUGCUCUUUAUAACUGCGCGCGGAGUUACUCUGGCGUGUGCUGUGUCAUAAAACCAGCGCUCCUGCUUGGCUCCACACCUGCUCUGUCAUCUAGUUCAGACCGGAUUACUGCUCUACACGCGCACCGCGGCGGUGUUAAUAUUGGACAUGGUGAGUUAUUUUUGCUUCAUAAUAAUGUGCUGUUCAUUAUACUUGCAUGCGGUUUUCAUACGUAAGUUAAAGCACCGUAAGUAACGUAGCUAACUGUGUGUCGAUGUGCUCAAACUUCACGAUGGUGAUUAGCUAGCGGCUAAUGUUACGUUCGCUAACGGUUAGCGGCUAACGUCAAGUACACCAGAGGGCUGUACUAAGAAGCCAGUUCAACAUAGACGGGCUUUCUUUGUGUAACUCUGCUCAAUAAAACCUAAAGCUAGCCUUAGUUAGAGUUAACGAUUAUCACAAAGGUGGUUAUCAGUUUUCUUUGUCAGGCGUUCUUCUUCGGAUUCUGUGCGCGUUCCCAUGAAAGUGGCCGUUUUAGCGCGUCAUGUGCCGCUUUUCCAGCACAUAAUGAACCGAAAGUGUGCAGCUGCUUCAGUCAGCAGGUUAUUAUGAGAACAGUGAUGAAUAUAAAAUAUGUGAUGGCAUAAAGCUACUACUGGAAAAGAUGUAAGACAGGAAUGCUGGUAGAAAACUGCAUCCACUUAUUUUUUUAACUGACCGCUGUACAAUAAAUCUAUUAAACUUUAAACUUCAUAUAUUUAAACAUGAUAUUGUAUUGAAGAGCAUUUAGUCUGAUACUAUCCCAUAAUGCAGGAGAUCACUUUAAUUAGUGAUGAAUCAAAGUGAAAUUAAUGUUACUAAUUGAAUAUUCUCUGUAAUAAAUACCAAUAGAUAAUCAGUUUUCUAAUCAAUGAUUUGUCAGCUACAGUACCAGCGUGUAAAUGGACCAAACAUAAAAACAUGUUUACAUGAUUUCUACAUCACCAACUAAAUACAUGUCGGUUCCCAUGGCAACGUGAUGCAUCCAGUGUGUGAUACUGUAACUGCUUCAUUCAGUGGUUUUGGUAAUGUAGAGAUCAACAGGUUUACAGAUACAACUUCAUCCUUCAGCUGACAAUCUGAAUCACUCAUAAGUAAUUGUCAGGAGACGCCUUGGUUAAAGAGACGCUUGUUACGGCCGAUUUAAACCUAAACUUUGAACAGAACCUGCUCCCGACCAGGUUAGCUCCACAGCAUAUGUUACCAUGGAGAUGUAGCCAGGUAAAAAGAGAGCCACCUUCUACUGAAAACUCUGACUUUAGUCUCAACAUACCUUGCUAACUCACUAAACUCGCUUCGUUGUACAACCCUCAGGCGAGUCUGGACAACUACAAUGUUUUACACAUCGGCACACAUGUUUUUAUUGACAUGAAACUCAUUUUUCUCAUCUGUCCUACCAUGAAUAGAGAGAGAGAGCAUGACUGAGACUGACAGAGAGAAAAACUUAUGAAUAAACUAAAGUUGUCUUUAUGCACACAGUGAGUUGUUCUGUUGUUAAAACAUAUGAUGAAGCUUCUGAACUCUGUUUCUGUCAGUGCGUCAUAAAAAACAUAGGCCUAUUUAGUGAGGAGGAGGACCGCAUGAGUGUUUGUUGUUUUAUCAAACAAGUAAUACACGUCACUGCCACAUGAAUAGUUCUGAUUAGACAUCUCCUGAGUCAAAACCUUAAAGGUGCUACAGGGCUGUUGCAUUGAGCUAUAAUCUGAUUAAAGCCAUGUUGUAACACCAUAAAUCAUUGUCUUCAUAGUCUGUCUAAGCUGUAAGACCAAACUGUUCAAUAUGAUAAACCCAUGUUGCGUAAGCAACACUAUCAGUAAUGUGAUUGUAUGUUUGAUGCGUUCAUAAGUCAUUCACACACCAGGAAAUAUCGACAUUGAGAUGAUGUCCAGAUUCACAGUGUUAACUGCAUAUAUAAACUGCCAAAGAGUGCAGCUUGAAAUACAGAGUCAUGUGCUGUGUAAAAGUUUGACUGAUUGUGUCACUGUGUUUACAGGAGGAUGGCUCAAGGUUCUUUUCCACUGACGACCUUCUGACUGCACAGGCUCAAACUCGUUACGCACGUCGCCUUAAGAAACUCAAAGCACAUCAAGAUGCGUGUGAGAGGCGCUAUGAGGAGGCUCAGACACAAAGAUUGAAUGAUGAGAGAGAAAGGACCUUGUUAGACGGUAGACUCAACACAGUGAUGGAAGAUGAAAUAGAGGUUCCACCCUUAACAAGAACAGACAGUGUAUUUCUGACCAAAGAAAUGCUUGGGUACACCUCCAAUUUGUCACCUUCCACUAUCAGCAGUGCGGAUGAGUAUGUCCCAGCAUCAUCAGAGGCUAGUUCAGAUGAAUCAUUAGAAGAAAGAAGUCAGAAGCAAAGACCAAAGACGUCAUCAGAAUCAAAAAAUGUCUCAGAUGGGUUAUUGGGAGCAAAGAAAGAGAAGCAAGGCAUGGAAGCAAGUGUGCAUUCCAGAGAAGAGGAUUCAGAUGAACCAAGACUCAAAACAGGGAUGGAAGUAAAGAGGAUCUUUUUUUCUAGUCAGGAAGAAGAUUCUGUUAAAUCAACACUCAAAACAAAAAAAAUAUACAAGAGAAGUUACAAGAGAUGCUCAAGUUUUAGUGAAGAAGAGCAUUCAGGUGAAUCAAGACUCAAAACCAAGAGAUACAAAAAGAGAAAGAAAGAUAUAAAGACUUACACAAGAUGUAAAAAAUCUUCUAUCUCUAGUUCAGUUGAGAAGAGUGGUUCUCUGGUUGUAGCUGAUGUUCCAAAUGUAGAUGGGUGCAAGAAGUACCACCAAAAGAGAAACUACUGCAUGUACUGCGGGAAACCGCAAACAAAAAUUGCACGCCACCUGGAACGUAAACAUGGGGAUAAAAAGGAAGUUGCUCGUGCAGUGAUGUAUCCACCGAACUCUAAAGAAAGGAGAAAUCUGCUGGAUCUCCUUCGCAAGCAAGGAAAUAGGGCACACAACAUUGAGGCACUCACAAAAGGAGAAGGGACACUGGUACCUUGUAAACAGCAAAGUGAUGGCAAGAGCAAUCCAAAGGACUAUCAGCAUUGUUUUGCAUGCUUUGGGUACUUCAAGCGCAAAUCGCUGUGGAAGCAUGCAAAACGGUGCACACUUGCUCAAAAUGUUCGCAGAACAUUACCCGGAAAAACAAGAAUACAAACACUCUGUGCUUCUGCUCAGCCUGUACCUCAAGAUGUUCACACGAAGGUAUGGGCCCUUGUGAAUGGCAUGACUCAAGACGAAAUUGCCCAUGCAGUAAAAGAAGACAUCUAUAUCAUGAAGGUAGGAGAGAAGAUGUAUAACCGCCAACGUGAAACUGCCUCUCAGCAUGACAAUGUUCGUCAAAUUAUGCGAGGACUGGGUAGACUCUUGAUCAUAGGAAGGACGGUGACCCCUCUGAAAACAAUAGAGGAAUAUAUUGAUCCACAACACUUUCACCAUGUGAUUCGAGCUGUAAAAGAAGUAGCUGGCUUUGAUGAAAAGAGGAACAAGUUUGGGAAACCCACUCUAGCCACAAAGCUAGGGCAAAGCAUCCAGAGAGUUGCCGAUAUCAUGGAGGCUGAAGCUCUUUCAUCUCAGAACAAUGAAAAGAAGCAGGUUGUCCAAGAGUUUAGGCGCUUGUACAGUCUUACCUGGAAUGAAAUGAUCUCUUCUGCUGCGUACCGUACACUUGAGGAGAAGAAAUGGAACAAACCCAAGCUCAUUCCAUUGGCAGAGGAUGUGAAAAAAAUGCAUAUGUACAUGACUGACAAACAGAAGCAAUACUACAAGCAGUUGUUGGUUGAGAAAAUCCCGAAGAAUUGGAGCAAUCUUGCUAAAGUAAUAUUGGCACAGAUAAUCCUUUUCAACCGAAGGCGGGAAGGCGAGGUCUCAAAGAUGCGUUUGGAAGCAUUUCUCACCAGGGACAACUCCCCACUUAAUGAAGAUAUUGGUGAAGCACUGACGGCAUUGGAGAAGAGGCUCUGCCAGCAUUUUGAACGUGUGGAAAUUCGAGGGAAGCGUGGCAGAAAGGUGCCUGUCAUCCUUACUCCAGUAAUGGUGCAAUCUCUGGAGCUAAUGGUGGAGGAGAGAAGCUCAUGUGGAAUAGGUGAAAACAUCUAUUUAUUUGCAAGACCAGGUUUUGAAACAAGGCUUCGGGGGUCUGACUGCAUCCGUGAGUUGGCCAGAAAGUGUGGGGCUGAAAAACCUGAAGCUCUGUCAUCAACAAAACUAAGAAAACAAGUGGCCACUCUAUCAAGAGUACUCAAUCUUAAUGACACCGAACAAGAUCUUUUGGCAGACUUUUUGGGGCAUGACAUAAGGGUACACAGGAAGUUCUAUCGCCUACCCGAAGGGACUUUGCAGUUAGCUAAGAUCAGUAAGGUAUUGAUGGCCUGCGAACAGGGCAGACUGGCAGAAUUCAAGGGGAAAAGUCUGGACCAAAUCUCGAUCAGCCCAAAUGACCGAUAUGAAGUUGUGGAAAAAAGCUCAGGGGAGUCAUCUGAAGAUGAAGGUCCAGCGGCUCCACCAGGAGAGGAACCUGUGACUCGAGGCGAACAGGGCACUUCAGAGCAGCAGCCUGUAGAGGAGCAAAGCUCGGGAGGAGUGGAACCUGUGACUCGAGAUAAGAAAGGCACUUCAAAACAGCAGCUUGGACAGAAACGAGGCUCGGGAGGUGCUAGAAAGGUAAAACGAAUGUGGUCAACAGAGGAGGUGAAAGCAGUUGAAAAGUCUCUGAUGGAGUUCAUUCGUAUUGGCAAGACACCUGGAAAACAAGCCUGUGAGAAGUGCAUCGCUGCUUCCCCUGAAGCCCUCGCUGACAGGGACUGGAAAGCGGUCAAGUUCUAUGUUUACAACAGAAUUAUUUCAGAUCAGAGACUGUAGACAUGGACCAAGCUUAUAAAGGUAGGCCUACACCUUCCACAUCAUGACAGGAGGCCUUCUGUUUCUAUAGGAUACAUGAGGUGUAUCUAUUAUAUGUUGGCUGUACACAUAGUGAGGCUGAAACUGUUCAUCUGUUGUAAAAACUAAAAAAAGUUACAUGUAAUCAUUGUUAAAGGGUUUGAUUAAAGGACCCCAAAGGUUAAGGAGCCUUUCACUUAUAAUGCAAUGCAAUACAAUGCAACAACUUCCUGGUUCGUCUUUUUUACUGCGGUGAACCUUUUGGAUAUGUAGGUGUUCUGUCUGAGAAGACACUGUUGUAUUUAAGUCACACCUGUUCAUUAAAGGAGACCUGUUAUACUCA